AUGGCGGCGUCGACACCAGAACCUCAUCAAGCGGAAGGGAGAGCGGAUCCUGACGCCCCUCUCGAAGGAAAGCAUGAGAUUGCGCAACCUGUGUCUUCGGUGCCUCCUGUGCCUCCUGUGCCGACCGUGAUGAACGACCACGACCACGACCACGACCACGACCACGACCACGGCGACAACCACAACCACAACCACGACCAGGAUGGCCAGGAUAACCAGGAAUCCUCUCCAGGCUACACCUCGCCGUCUCAUAACCAGCGACUUAGCCGUAAGCCUGUCCCCCUGGCUCCCAAGUCGACUCACAAAUAUGCCUGUACCACGACAUCACAACCUCUUUCCGAUCGAGAUCGAACAGCACCGUCGCCAUCGGGAGACCAUUCAGCCUCGUCGUCCCGAAAUAUCUAUUGGGUCCUCCCUACAACUGCGGCUGCAUUUUUCCUGCUCGGACUGGGCGUGGCAAUAGGCCAUCACUUCUUCCUCCAGUCGCUGAACGACCAACCCGUGUCCAACCAGGUCUGGAACAAUCGAUACUCACUGGCCAUGGCAUUCGUGGUCAAGUUCUCGCUGGGCGCUGCCAUCUCGCUGGCGUAUGCGCAGCGACUGUGGUUCACGCUGCAGCAGACCAAGCCUGGUGUCACGGUCAGGGCGAUCGACGCCUUGUUCGCCGUGCAGGAGUCACUGAUCAAGUUACUCACCUGGGACCUAUGGCGAUCGGCCUUCCUGGCCACGCUGAUGGCGAUUGUGGUCUGGCUGUUGCCCUUGGUCGCGGUGGUGUCCCCCACGGCACUGUCUGUGGGCUCACUGGCCCGCUCGACCAGGAACGUGGACUGCAUCGUGCCGACGCUCAACAUGGCGGACCAAAGCUGGCAAGAUUUCGGCACCGCGCUGUCGCUGUCGACGGUCUCCUACACGGGGGUCAGCUACACGCCUUCCAUGACAGCUCGACGAAUCGUCGGAGCCACCAGCCAAAGUGGCCAGCAGCUAGGAUGGGCGUCUCCAUGCGGGCCCAACUGCACAUACACGGUCGGCUUCGUCGCUCCGUCCAUCCGAUGCACGCGGGCGCAGAACAUCGACGAUCCCGAAGCGCCUUGGACGUUGUCGAGGCCGUCGUAUGCCACAGGCUCUUACUGGUUUGCCGGGUAUGGCAGUGGCUCGAAUUACAGUUUCGCAGAUGAACAGACCUUCUAUGACCCAGUCUACUCUGCCGGACUGAACCAAAACACCAGCCAAUUCUGGGCCGGGGUGAGCAACGUCUUCGCGGCCGUGGCGUCGCCGACCGAGUCGGUCGAGCAGGGGCUCGAUGUACACGCCUACUUCUGCGACUUCAUGAACACCUCGUACCUGGCCAACAGACGAACCAAGUGCUACAUCAGCCACGUCAAUCGGCUGGACAUAUCCUCUCAGGCGUGGAACAACCAAGGACCCAGCCAUGCCGGCCAGCCGGACGCCGAGGGGAUCAGGGCGGACCUCAGUCCCGCCGAGCUGGAUGUUGCGUCGCUGUACCAGCUCCUGAUCACCAUGAUCAACGGCACCAUCUAUCGCGAUCCAAGACAGACGCUGACCGACCAGACCACCCUGUCGCUGGUCCCGACCCUGGUCACCCACUACAACGGCAGCACGGCCUACGGCCAGGCCGAACUGGCCAUCCCGCACCUCGAGAUCGGCCCUCUCAUCGAGGCUCUGUCGCACAACAUCUCCAUCUCGCUGCUCUCCGAGCCGCGGCUGCAGGUCACCAACACCACCACCACGGCCUGCGACGUCAGCCGAACGCUCACGGUGUGGAAGUAUGAGCCCUGGCCGUUGGUCGCGGCCUAUGCUUCCGCGGUAGGACUGACGCUGCUGUGUCUGGCGGUCGGCGCUCAUGCAUUGCUCGCCACGGGCUUUGCGAGAGACAAGGCCUUCUCGUCGGUCGUGCGCACUACUAGGACGCCUGAGCUGGAUAUCAUGGCUUCUCCGGCCGACUCGGGUGCUUUGCCACUUGCCAAAGAGGUCGAAAGGCUGAGUUUGAAACUGGUGACUGGGGAGGCGGGUGGUGUGGUGUUUCAUUUGGAGGAGAGGAUGAGUUCGAUGUAA
Messenger RNA from Capronia epimyces CBS 606.96, 2073 nucleotides. RefSeq lists its product as uncharacterized. The transcript is spliced from 2 exons. NCBI's taxonomy places the organism in Eukaryota, Fungi, Ascomycota, Eurotiomycetes, Chaetothyriales, Herpotrichiellaceae. The record is from RefSeq and is a predicted model, not a curated record. The coding region runs from base 1 to 2073 and encodes 690 amino acids.